This is a messenger RNA of Nematocida minor, 714 nucleotides long. RefSeq lists its product as uncharacterized. The transcript has a single exon. The record is from RefSeq and is a predicted model, not a curated record. Gene Ontology annotation, cellular component: endomembrane system; membrane. NCBI's taxonomy places the organism in Eukaryota, Fungi, Microsporidia. The coding region runs from base 1 to 714 and encodes 237 amino acids.
AUGAAAAAUAUACUCUAUGGCACGAAUUCUCUUUUUGGGCUGGUGGUCUCAAUCUACGGAAAUCUUGACUUUGGCCGUCCCCUUAGGCUCCGCUCGAAAGGCUUCAUUGAGUUCUUUGAAAGAUUCUACCACCUGACACACAUUGGGCUCUUGCUUACAUCGAUCUCUUUUCUUAUGGGAAUGCUGUACAGGCGCCAAAAACGGUAUGAUGAGAACAGCAGAAUCAGCAAAACACUCAAAGUGCUCUACAUGGACAUUCUUGCCAUCACAGUCACCGCUGAGUGUUUUAUUCCUCUAAUAUUCUGGGUACUUUGGCAUAUUGAUGAGUCAUCAGUGGUCACUAAGUCCUCCUACGUAGGGGAAGAUACAAUUUCUCUUUUUUUCAACCUGUGCAUGCACGGGCUUCCAACGAUCUUUCUUCUGGUGGAGUUUUUCACCUUUGAGUUCUUGGGGCGCAGGGGACACUAUCUCUUUCUCUUUCUGUUUUUUAUGCUGUACAUAGGCGUUAUGUAUUUGUUCAACAUAAAAACAGGGGAAUGGCCGUAUGGCAUUGUGGGCACGCUCGCAGGGCCGUACCGCAUUACGUUUUUCGCUGCUUGCUUUGCUGUUCUGUGCGCUCUGUACUAUCUUCUGUCGUGUUUCCACUUUAUGGUGUGGAAAACAAAACACGAAAAAAGGAGAAACAAGGAGAGAAAGCUGGAAAAAACAGUUUAA